AUGGCAUCCCCACCUAGAAAUCCUACUCCAGCCAUCGAUGGUGAUGUCCACAACGAUGCUACAGCACCUGUACCAGCAGACCCAAAUCUGGCCAUCAUCGUUCAUCCAAUCAACUUUGAAGCUGUUCCUAUCAGCUACAUUGAGCCCGGCGACGAGCUGAACCCGAUUGACCCAGACAACUUUGAUUUUGUGGGUCCCUCUUCCACCGCCGGAAGAUUUCCAACGCGCCGGUCAAAGCGCACGAACCCGUUUCCAGAUCUGAACACUGCGGUGCCACAACGCCGAAGAGGAGAAAACUCUCCCCGGAGAGGAAGCAGAGGUGGAAGAAGAGGAAGCAGAGGUGGCCGCACUCCAGUCCAGUCAAACCCACGAAGAGGUCUUCAUCUGGUAGAUGAAGAAACUGAUGACGAAGCAGGGGAUCCUACCUUUGCUGCACCACAGGCUCCAGCCUUGUCCUCCAGCUCCUCUGAGUCUUCAUCCAACAACUCACCUUCCCCAGCAUCAACUCAGGGGGAGACGUCGCAGCCCAGCAUGGCAACAGCAGCCUCUCAACAUUCUGUUCCUGAAGGUGUUGCUGCACCUGUUUCAGAAGGUGUUGCUGCACCUGUCUCUGAAGGUGUUGCUGCACAUGCUCCAGAAGAUGCUGCUGCACCUACUGCUUCAGCAAAUGUUCCUCAGAAUGCUGCUGAGGAUGCUGCCCCUUAUCAGGAUGAAGAAAUGCCUGAUUUCUCUGGAAUGUCAUCAGCAGAGCAUGUAGACAUUCCAUUUGUCGAUGCUCAGGAGUUCACCACUACAGAAGAAACUCCAUCAGCACCUCAGGGAGAUCCUCUGGAAACCCUGGCAGAAGCAGCAGCUCAAGCAGAUACAAUUCCUCCUCAGGCUGAAGAAUCAGAGAAAAGUGAAGACAGUUGGGAGGAAGAAGGUGUUGCCCCACGUGCUGCAUCACCUGAACCAGCAUAUGUCCCUGAUGAGCUUGAAGAUUCAGAAGAUGAUGAUUCCUCAGAAGAAGAAGAACCAGACCUGGAUGGGAAGAACUUGUCAACCCCUUUUGAGGUAACAAAUGCCUUCAGUCCUAAUUUCUAUUUUGAGUCUGAUUCACUGUUGAGUCCUCAAGUCAUGAAUUGUCAUUUCAUUGAGGAAAAGAAAAUUUCUAAGGAAGAAUUUGAUAGGCAUAGGAUAACAGCUUUUCUUCACCAAAGAAAAAUCCUUAACCUAGUUGAGAUUGCCUGCUCUUAUGAUCCCUUGGUUGUGAAGGAGUUUUAUGCCAACUUGCAAACCUCAUUUUUAAAGAAAAACUCUCCAAAUUUUGGUAAAGUACUCACAGUGGCUAAUUGGAUUCCAUCCAAAAAUGUCUCUGUGGUAACUAAGCCUCAUGCUGUACUCAUGUACAAAUUGGGGAUGGGUUUACCAGUGGAUUUUGGCAAACUGUUCUUUGAUACUAUUGGUCAUCUUGCCCAGAAAAUUUCACCCUCCACUCACCUCCCCUAUCCUUCUCUCAUCUAUUCCAUCUUACUCUCUCAAAACUUGGGCCAAGAUGACUCAGAAUAUCUUCACACCCCACAAGGUCAAAAUAACAUUGGUACUGAGGGUGUUGCACCUCAUGUUGACAACACUUCUAACCUUCUUGUGUCUGUUCCUAGAGAUCUUCUAUUGCAGCAGCUUACUCAUUCUCUAGCUCAGAUCACCUAUCAUCAGUCCAUGGUGGAGAUGAUUCAGAAGGCUCUUUCUGAUCAAAAAGGGGGAGAAAAAGAUCAUGAAACUGAAGCAGGAACAUCUCAUCCUUUGGAUGCUAGAGGCAGAGAGAAUGAAGAGGAAGCAAAGAAAGAAGGGGAAGCUCAAGAAGAAAGCAGUGGAUCUAGUGAUGGAGGAGGAGCAGCAGCUGAAACUGAGGAGACCUUGGAGACUUUGGAUAUUUUACUUUAG
This is a messenger RNA of Erythranthe guttata (spotted monkey flower), 1923 nucleotides long. NCBI's taxonomy places the organism in Eukaryota, Viridiplantae, Streptophyta, Magnoliopsida, Lamiales, Phrymaceae. The record is from RefSeq and is a predicted model, not a curated record.